AUGCAAGUAGUUACCCAGUCAGUACCGGAUCAAGCAUACUAUAUAAUAUCCGGUAUCGUGGCAUUCUUACUCGCGAUUUCUAGUGUUAUUGGAGUGAACGCAUUGUACAAAGAUAAAGUUAUUGUGAUGCGUCGUUUAUCGAUCGUUUUCAUAAUUCUCACAGUAAUCAUGCUCAUCACAAGCCUCGUAAAUCUCUCGGUUGACAUUUCAACUCGAGAUCAAAUCGUAGAUAGCUGUUACAGUGCAGUAGAACAAUCACAAGAUGCCAAUACAAUCGAUUGUCGGUAUCUCGUGAAACUUUAUCUGAUUAGAGAAAGCAUAACCUUGUUCUUGCUUGGGAUAAUCCAGACUUACUUUGCUUAUGUCGUGCUCCGUCAUGCGCGUUCAAUGGGUGGUAAUUCUCAGUAUCCAUAUCCUCUCGCGAAUAAGGAAGGUGACGACCUUCCACCAACUUACUUUGUCUAUGCAUCGCAAGGCGUGCCAACCGCCGAUAACUGGGUACCACCUCCAACCUAUAAUGGAAAUCCUAAUAAUAUUCCAGUGACCUCGGAUGUUAAAUAUGCAGAGAAUGCUGCGAAUCAUGCUUAA
Messenger RNA from Ambispora leptoticha, 588 nucleotides. The record is from the annotation of a GenBank genome assembly. Lineage: Eukaryota; Fungi; Glomeromycota; Glomeromycetes; Archaeosporales; Ambisporaceae.